Molecule: messenger RNA, 1044 nt
Organism: Penicillium pulvis
Lineage: Eukaryota; Fungi; Ascomycota; Eurotiomycetes; Eurotiales; Aspergillaceae
Product: sterol desaturase family protein
Exons: 1
Coding region: 1-1044 (347 amino acids)
Biological process (GO): ergosterol biosynthetic process
Molecular function (GO): iron ion binding; C-4 methylsterol oxidase activity
Source: RefSeq, a predicted model, not a curated record
AUGGGCGUUACCAUCAACCCUAGAGACUCCAUGAAGUCAACUUGGCGCCAAGAAAAAAGCCAGUGGUCCUUCCCACACAAGUUGCUCGAACGAGUCAACCUCUACCAUGUGGACCUUGACCGGGAGGUUCCUGUCCAUGCGAAGACGGAUAAGCUGCCAUACCUACCAGAUUGGCAGAUGCACCGCUGGAUCCUAUACUACGCUUGCCUCCCCCUUAUCGUCCACCAGCUGUUUGUAUCCCUCACAGGAUGCCAAUUCUACCCAGUCGUCGCUUUCGUCUACUACUAUCAAGCAGCACGCCUCUUCACAUGGAGUGAAGUGCGCUCCCUCCGCGAACUCGGUCAUAAACAUGGAUUCUUGGAUGGAGAUAAACAUGAACGGGAUGGAGUCCCCGACGCAGGAGUAGGGAAAGCACUUCUAUCAGUCGUUCUCGCGGGGCUUUUACGGCCGUUGUUCUCCGUCUACCUGACCUAUAACAAGACCCAAGCUCCCAUAUCUCUGAACUGGACAUGGGUACUUAUCGAGGUCAGCCUUUAUAGUGUCGUUGUGGACUUCUGGUUCUACUGGUACCACCGACUGAUGCAUGACGUGGACGAUCUUUGGAAGUACCACCGUACACACCACCUUUCCAAGCACCCUAAUCCGUUACUUACAAUCUACGCGGACUCAGUACAAGAGUUUUUUGAUAUCGUCGGUAUUCCGGUAAUGGCCUUUUAUACGAUGAAAUUCAUGGGGUUGCCAAUGGGAUUUUACGAGUGGCAUAUCUCUCAACUCUAUGUCUUAUUUGCAGAGAUUGCCGGACACAGCGGUCUUCGUCUACAUGCAUGUGCACCGAACCCUAUGUCUUGGUUGAUGAGAAUAUUUGAAAUGGAAUUGGUUAUUGAGGACCAUGACCUUCAUCACCGCAAGGGGUGGAGGAAGAGUCAUAACUACGGCAAGCAGACUCGUGUUUGGGACCGAAUUUUUGGAACCUGUGGAGAUCGGAUAGAGAGUGUGGAUUCCAAUGUUGACUAUGAGAAUCGAGCGGUCAUGCCUAUCUUUUAG